AUGGCGAAAUGGUCAAAAUUUAAUGAUUCCGGAGGGCCAACCGUCCUUUUCUCUACCACAUUCUGGCAAAGCCUCAAGGCCGGAUACGUUAUGCACAGGCGAGGGUUACAGAGGACGACCCAGGUCUUUCGACGACGGCUGGCAACCCAAGCCCAGUCGUUGCUGGAGAAGGACUGUAGUACCAUCACCCCUCCGUAUGAAUCCCUGGUGGAGAACCUCCAGCGCGUCCGACAAUACCUAAACCGACCACUAUCGCUUGCGGAAAAGGUUCUUUACAGCCAUGUAAUUGACCCAGAACAGGCAUUCGCCGCAGGUGGAAGAAUCCGCGGGGAGACGUAUCUUCAACUCCGUCCCGAACGUGUCGCCAUGCAGGACGCAUCGGCUCAAAUGGCAUUGCUGCAAUUCAUGAGUGCUGGACUCCCCCAAUCUGCAGUGCCGGCGAGCAUUCACUGUGACCACCUUAUCCAGGCUUCAGAAGGCGCUAGUGCAGAUUUGAAGCGUUCCAUUGUCACCAACCAAGAGGUUUUCGACUUCUUGCAAAGUGCCGCACAGAAGUAUGGGAUUGAAUUCUGGGGACCGGGUUCCGGAAUCAUCCACCAGAUAGUUCUCGAGAACUAUGCCGCGCCAGGCAUCCUCAUGCUGGGAACAGAUUCGCAUACCCCCAACGCUGGUGGUCUGGGAGGUUUGGCUAUCGGCGUUGGUGGUGCAGAUGCCGUGGACGCCAUGACCGGAACCCCCUGGGAACUGAAAGCACCCAACAUUAUCGGUAUCAAGUUGACUGGAGAAUUGAACGGCUGGGCUACCCCCAAGGAUUUGAUCCUCCAUUUGGCCGGUAAAUUGACUGUCAAGGGCGGAACGGGCAGUAUCUUGGAGUAUUUCGGUCCUGGCCUCGCCAGUCAAUCCUGCACAGGUUUGGCAACCAUUGCAAACAUGGGAGCUGAAGUCGGUGCAACUACUUCGACUUUCCCUUACAACUCUCGGAUGCGCGACUACCUGCGCGCUACUGGACGUUCCCCUGUAGCCGCAGCGGCAGAUAAGGCAGCGUCCCAAGGUUUCUUGAGUGCCGACGAAGGAAUUGAAUACGACCAAGUCAUCGAAGUUAACUUGAGUGAGCUAGAGCCCACAAUCAAUGGUCCCUUCACCCCAGACUUGGCAACACCUAUCUCCAAGUUCGGCGACUUCGCUAAGUCGCAAGGAUGGAAGGACGAAUUCUCGGCUGGUCUCAUCGGUUCCUGCACCAACAGCUCCUACGAGGAUAUGACUGCUGUCGCUGAUUUGGCCAGACAAGCUAAGGCUGCUGGACUGAAGACCAAGGUGCCAUUCCUUUGCACACCUGGCUCAGAACAGAUCAGGGCAACUAUUGAACGGGAUCACAUUACCUCGGCCCUUGAAGACGUUGGAGCAGUCGUUUUGGCAAACGCCUGUGGACCCUGCAUUGGCCAGUGGAAGAGAGACGACAAACAGGGUGAAGAGAAUGCUAUCCUUACCAGUUUCAACCGCAACUUCAAGUCAAGGAACGACGGCAACAAGUUGACAAUGAACUUCCUUGCUUCACCUGUGGUUGUUACUGCAAUGGCGUUCUCUGGAAAGCUUUCCUUCAACCCUAUGACUGACUCAAUCCCCCUCGCCGACGGAUCCUCGUUCAAAUUCCAGCCACCCGCUCGUCAAGAUCUCCCAGAAUUGGGCUUCAUCCCUGGGAACCAGGACUUCUACCCUGUUCGCAACCCUGCCCCCCAGCCCGACGUUCCUAUUGUUAUCAAACCUGAUUCACAACGACUGGAAAUCCUCGAGCCUUUCACAAGCCACUUUGGACCUCACAACCCUCGUGGACUGGAACUCCCAUCUUUGAAGGUUCUCUUGCGAGUCCGGGGCAAGUGCACAACUGAUCACAUCUCCGCUGCGGGGCCAUGGCUGAAGUACAAGGGCCAUCUGACCAACAUCUCUGAGAACCUACUCAUCACCGCCAUCAACGAUGAAGGUGGCGAGAUGAACGUUGCUUUCGACAAGGACACCGGCACCACUGGUACCAUUCCCGAGGUCGCCAAGCGAUUUAAGGCAAGAAACCAACCAUGGGCUAUCAUUGUUGAUGAGAACUACGGUGAAGGAAGUGCCCGUGAGCAUGCUGCCUUGCAGCCUCGAUUCUAUGGUUGUGCCAUGAUUAUCGCCCGUUCGUUUGCCCGUAUCCACGAGACCAACCUCAAGAAACAAGGUGUCCUCCCUCUGUGGUUCGCUGACAAGAACGACUACUCGCGUAUCGGCGCCGGCGACUCAUUGGAGACUGUUGGGCUAGCUGACCUCCUUGAGGGAAAGCCUGAUGCUCAAAUCAGGGUCAACGUCACCAAGCCCAACGGCGAGACCUUCCAGAUUGCCACCAAGCACACCAUGUCGGCUGACCAACUCAAGUGGUUCCGUGCUGGGUCCGCCUUGAACUAUAUCCGCUCUACCCUUAAAAAUUAAUCCCAUUCAAAAUGGGGUUGGAUAGACACCG
Messenger RNA from Coprinopsis cinerea okayama7#130, 2488 nucleotides. RefSeq names its product aconitate hydratase. Gene Ontology annotation, biological process: tricarboxylic acid cycle. Gene Ontology annotation, cellular component: cytosol; mitochondrion. The record is from RefSeq and is a predicted model, not a curated record. NCBI's taxonomy places the organism in Eukaryota, Fungi, Basidiomycota, Agaricomycetes, Agaricales, Psathyrellaceae. The coding region runs from base 1 to 2457 and encodes 818 amino acids. Gene Ontology annotation, molecular function: 4 iron, 4 sulfur cluster binding; aconitate hydratase activity. The transcript has 18 exons.